GAGACGGAGACACACAGGGGACCCUCAUCUGAAAACAUGGACAAAGGAGACGAUAUCAUCAACCCCAGUUUUGCGGCGGCGCUGAUGAAGCUGGACCCAGAGGAUGGAGCUCAGAUCAUGGACUACAUCAAGACUCAGGCCCUGCUCUCCAGAGAGAAAGCCCUGCUGCAGUCCUCAGUCCGGGAACAGAAGAAACUGUUGGUGGAAAACGCCAAACUGAAAAAAGACAUCGAGGAUCUGAGAGUCCAGCUACAAGACAAGCAGAGGAGAAGAUUGGCGAAAGCGUUGUUCUCUCCAGCCCCGCCCCCUCAGCAGACGAGCCCCGCCUCCUCUUCAGACUCACCCGCCAAUGAACCCGCCGCUUCAUCUGUCAAUCAACCUGGCCAGGAUCGAAGAGACGGACAGCGCAAAAAGAAAGGCGACAGGAGAGUCCGAUCGGGAACGGGAAGCGAGCGCCUGUUGGGGGUGGAGCCUCGUCUGGACGUGUCGCGGUUGGACCUCAGAGUGGGGCGUGUCCUUAGCGCCCAGAGCCACGCCCACUCGCUCAGCAUACAGGAAGUGGACGUAGGAGAGCCCGCGCCCCGGACUGUGGUCAGCAAACUGGGGGCAAACGCACAACUCGACCAGCUGCCUGGUGCCAUGGUAGUGUUGAUAUGCAACGUCAAAGCCUGCAAACUGAGGGGAGUGGUCUCAAAGGCGCGUCUCAUCUGCUGCAGCCAAUCAAAAGACUGCAUCGAGCUGCUGACUCCGCCCCCAGGGUCCGCGCCCGGAGACAGAAUCACCUUCCUCAACUUCCCAGGUGAAGCAGACAAAGAGCUGCCGUCGAAGGAGCGUGUGUUUGAGCGUCUUCAGCCCGACCUGUGUGUGGACGCGAAGGGCGUGGCUCAGUACAAAGGCUGCGGCUUCGAGGUCAAAGGGAAAGGCCUGUGCAGAGCGCCCACUCUUGUCAACUGCUCCAUCAGAUAGAGACAAAACUAAAGCUCCAUCAGAUAAAACUACUGCUCUACUGCUGUUACAGAUAGAAACAGAACUACUGCUUCAUGAGACGGCCAAAAUUACAACACAAACAGUUUUAAUAUCUGAAUGGUUUUGAGGUGAAAAUGUGUAAACAAAAAUACAGAGAAUUAAAAAUCAUUAUAAACCAA
This is a messenger RNA of Boleophthalmus pectinirostris (great blue-spotted mudskipper), 1145 nucleotides long. RefSeq names its product aminoacyl tRNA synthase complex-interacting multifunctional protein 1-like. The record is from RefSeq and is a predicted model, not a curated record. Lineage: Eukaryota; Metazoa; Chordata; Actinopteri; Gobiiformes; Gobiidae. Gene Ontology annotation, molecular function: tRNA binding. The transcript has 7 exons. Bases 37 to 966 code for a protein of 309 amino acids.